AAAACUCUCCCUACCAUGAGAGAAUUAAAUUUCAAGCAAUAUACUCCUUUUAUAGGGUGAGAAGCUGAAGUACGGAGAAAUUACUAGAUUUUCCUAAAGCUGUACACUGACUCAUAGCAAACAGAGAUCUUGAUUCUGUUUGCCUGAUUCAGUCUGAAACUCCUUAAAAAAUGAUCCAUUUCUUGGCCUCAAGAAGUGUUCCCUGAUUUAGUAAUCUACCCAUCUAUUCAUUCAUAUGGACAUUUAAAAAGAAUUGUAGGUUUUUGUAAGAUGCAGCUUUGGUUCCAAACUCCAGCAUACUAUUUAAACUUUAUGUAUCUUAUGAAUUGUUCUUGUAAAGGAUUAUUCAAGUGUGGGCUGUAGGUGGCCCCCAAGCCUCUCUCUGUUGCAAAUAUAGGCUGUCCAAGCACUUGAGCCACAGUUUAAUGGGAGGUGUGCAGGAGAGGGAUAUAACAGGCAGCGCCAGCACACAUGUAGAACACGGAAGGACAGUUGUCCCCUCCUCUAAGACCAGGUGUCUUUCUACGCUUAAUUUAACCAAUGACAGCAUAAUUACUGUAGUUCUCACUCUAGCUUGCUGAGUUACUCUUUUCAGUUUAAGUUCAAAUAUAAAAAUGUCCUUGACUAUGACAUCAUUGAGUACGGAUAGCAUCACAUCUUGCUUUCUUUCUUCUCUAACCGUCUUCCUCCGUUUCCUUCCCGUUUCUCUUCUUUAUGGCCUCCUCACUUUCUCCAAAUAAUCUCCCUUAUGCUUUCUGUUUCCUCCCUCUGUUUCUCUGCCUCUUUCUCUGCACACCAUGUGCAUAUAUUUUUCAUAUAAAAAAGGAAGUGUGAUUUUGGUUUUUCUGAUUUUUAAAACAUUAAGCACGUUUUCAGUUAAUGUGAUCUUGUUACCAUGGUAACCUAUAUUUCCCCCUUUGUUCACUCAAGUUGGAAGCUCUGGUUAAAGCACAUGCUGUUUCUGUAGAUCUUCACCUCUCUACCUUUCUGUUUCCCUGUGAUGACUGACAUCAAGGGACUCAAAGAGAUUUCCUGAAAGACAGCAUGUGGCACCUCUUGGCAUAGCGCCCUAAUAGAUACCUGAGGAAGUACAGAGGCCACCAUCACCCCUGCAAGGAGAUAGUCAAUUUUGAAUCCCAGGAAGCUGCUUCUGCGUGGGAGUGGCAGAAGAAGUUAGAGAACCACAUGGAAGAUACCCAGGACCUAAAUGAGCAGUCCGUAAAGAAAACGUGCCCAGAAUCAGAUGUUUCAGAACCUCAGAAUUCCAGGUCUAUGGAAAUGCAAGACCUAGCAAGUCCCCAUGCCUUGGUUGGAGGCAGUGACACACCUGGGAGCUCCAAGCUGGAUAAAUCCGGUCUCAGCAGCACUUCGGUCACAACAAAUGGGACAGGAGGGGACAACAUGACUGUGUUAAACACAGCAGACUGGCUGCUGAGUUGCAACACCCCCUCUUCUGCAACAAUGUCUCUUCUUGCAGUCAAAACAGAGCCCUUGCACAGCAGUGAGACCACUACCACGACUGGAGAUGGAGCGCUUGACACUUUUACUGGGUCAGUAAUAACCAGCAGUGGCUACAGCCCCAGAUCGGCACACCAGUACUCCCCACAGCUGUACCCCUCCAAGCCCUAUCCACACAUUCUUUCUACACCAGCAGCUCAAACAAUGUCGGCCUACGCAGGCCAGACUCAGUACUCUGGGAUGCAGCAGCCAGCGGUCUACACAGCCUACUCGCAGACAGGGCAGCCCUACAGCCUGCCCGCCUACGAUCUUGGUGUGAUGUUGCCAGCCAUCAAGACGGAAAGUGGGCUUCCCCAAACUCAGUCCCCUUUACAGAGUGGCUGCCUCAGCUACAGCCCUGGGUUUUCUACCCCACAGCCAGGCCAGACACCUUACUCUUACCAAAUGCCAGGCUCCAGUUUUGCACCAUCAUCCACUAUUUAUGCAAAUAAUUCCGUCUCUAAUUCAACAAAUUUCAGCGGCUCACAACAGGAUUACCCAUCGUACACAGCCUUUGGCCAAAACCAGUAUGCUCAGUAUUACUCAGCAUCAACCUAUGGGGCAUACAUGACUUCAAACAACACAGCCGAUGGCACAUCGUCAUCCACCUCGACUUACCAGCUACAGGAAUCUCUCCAAGGACUGACUAGCCAACCAGGAGAGUUUGAUACAGUGCAGAGCCCAUCCACACCAAUCAAAGAUCUUGAUGACAGAACAUGUAGAAGUUCUGGGUCAAAGUCUCGAGGAAGAGGCCGGAAAAAUAAUCCCUCCCCACCUCCGGACAGUGACCUGGAGCGUGUGUUUGUCUGGGACUUGGAUGAAACCAUCAUCGUCUUCCACUCUCUCCUCACGGGCUCUUACGCACAGAAGUACGGCAAGGAUCCCCCGAUGGCUGUAACCCUUGGGCUCCGAAUGGAAGAAAUGAUCUUUAAUCUUGCGGAUACACAUUUGUUUUUUAACGACUUAGAGGAGUGUGAUCAAGUUCAUAUAGAUGAUGUUUCCUCCGAUGACAAUGGUCAGGACUUAAGUACCUACAGUUUUGCAACUGAUGGCUUCCAUGCAACUGCAAGUAGUGCGAACCUUUGUUUGCCAACAGGUGUGAGAGGAGGGGUGGACUGGAUGAGGAAGCUGGCUUUUCGUUACAGAAGAGUAAAGGAAUUAUAUAACACCUACAAGAACAAUGUCGGAGGUCUCCUUGGCCCUGCCAAGAGGGAUGCAUGGCUGCAGUUAAGGGCAGAGAUCGAAGGCCUAACAGAUUCCUGGCUAACAAAUGCACUUAAGUCUUUAUCAAUUAUUAGUACUAGGAGUAACUGUGUAAAUGUCUUGGUAACGACAACCCAGCUGAUUCCUGCUCUUGCAAAAGUCCUGCUUUACAGCCUAGGAGGUGCUUUCCCCAUUGAGAAUAUUUACAGCGCAACUAAAAUAGGCAAGGAAAGCUGUUUUGAGCGUAUAGUGUCCAGAUUUGGCACUAACAUAACUUAUGUUGUGAUUGGAGAUGGCCGAGACGAGGAGCACGCGGCUAACCAGCACAACAUGCCCUUUUGGAGGAUAUCAAGCCACUCGGACCUCUUGGCUCUACAUCAAGCACUGGAAUUAGAGUAUUUGUAACUGUAUUCUCUAGCUGAGGAUCCAUUUUUUUUUAUAUUUCAAGUACACUGAAUUUUUAUGUGUGAUCCAAUGCCGCUGGCUUCUUCUACACAUAUAAAUGGUCUUAACGGAUGAAAUCAUACUUGGAAGGAAAACUCCAGAGUGAAGAAUUCGGGUUGCUGAAUGGAAUUAAACUUUAGUGCUACAGAAAGGAAGCUCUAUGGUCUUAUUAUCUUUACAAUACUUUCAUGGUUUAAAAAAAAAUCAGUGGCAGUUGCUGACACGUAUCAAGUGAGUCCUAAGAGGGAUUAACAGCUUUAGUAAAGAACUGGAACCCUCCGAGCCACAGCACCUGCUCUGCCUCUGACAAGGUGGUUGAAAACAUUCCUCAAAAUGGGAGCUCUUCUCAACCCUGAGGUUUGAAUCUGACUUAUAGCCUACCUAGCCCAGAAAAUCUGAAUCGGAAUGCACUCAGACUGUAUAACGACAGUCCUAUCUAGACAUGUAAUUUGUGUAAAUUAUUGAUGGAAAUAAUUUACUGUGACUUUAUUAGCAGCUGACUCUGAAAGUGGAUGCAAUUUUUCUUUUAUUUGUUGGGGUGGGAAAGGGCUGGGGAAAUGGGAAUAUAAUAUUGUCUCUUUUUUAAGGUUGGCAAAGAGAAUGUUCAUACUGAUGUGUUGUGCCUUAAAGACAAGACAGCAUUUGUGUGUUACAAUGUAACUUUGGUUACAACUCUCUAUAGAUAAUCAAAGACAAAAAAAACUUUAAAAAAAUCAAGCAAACAAACAAAUACCUUUGUGAUAAUUCUUCACAUGACCAAAUUUAAAAUUCAACCUAUCAGUUUAAUAUGGAGUCAUUGACAAACUGAGUAUUUGUUAAAAUGAGAAACCAGUAACACAGAACUAUUGGGUUCUAAAUGAUUUCAGUAAUCAGUAUAUGUCAGUUAUCUGAACACCCAAUCACAAGCAGGUUUGGGAGACUAUAGGUUCUUUAUUUAGAGAGUGAAAUAUAUAGAUAUUAAAGUUUCAAGUAUCCUUUCUUACAGUUUUCUGGAUGGAAAUUAAGAGCUCUAUUCAUGUCAACAUACCCAAUUUUAGUUUAAGACUGGAUAUGUGCCAGUUUCUAAGAGGACAAUAUCAUGGUGCAAAUUUAGCAAAUAUUACCAAAGUCAUUUUUAGAACAUGCUAUGGAUGUAGCUUAAAACACACAUUGAGUAGGCACAGCAGAGUGCAUUUGUCUUCCAUGCUGUUACAAAAGCAAGUGUCAUCAAUGGUAGAAGGCAGGUAUACCAGAUAGCUCUCAAGGAAACAACUCUGAAUCUGUGAAUUUUUUAUAUAAUAUUAUUAUAAGUAAAUUAUCGAACAAGCUAUAUCUUGACAUCACCACCAGAUCACAACAGUAAAAGGGUAUUCACUCUCCUUGGAACACAUCAGUCCAGGGUCUCCCUAUUACAGACAGGAAUACAUUGGUUUCUUCCUGCAUGGUUGCUGAACAAUGCCUGCAUUCAUUGCUGGGAGAGCCUGGCCUCAUUGUGUGUCUGCCUGUCCUUUUGCCUUGUUGGUGUACAACCCAUAUUGGUAACAUGAUACAGAUUCUCCUCUCAUUUGUUAUGAUAUGGUUUGCCUUGUGGAAAUUUAAGACUUCAAGAAGGGAAAUAUUCUAAUGGUGUAAGCACCUGAAUCUCUCUGCAUACUGAAUGGCAUAAGAUGGAUCCUAGAGUCUAGCUCUUAGUCAAAGUCCUUCAUCUGAGGCUGCUUCAUGAGAGGUCGUCAUCUGAGACUCCGGCAACUUAAAUAAGGCCAAUGCUUUGCUCAAACAUCACAGAGGAUACUCUGGAGGGCUGUAAAUUUCUUUAGAGAAUGAUGUGGUCCUGUUUACAAAGACAGAUAAGAUAGCUGCCUAUGAUUGGGACUUCUUAUCUAAAUCCUUACUUUUUCAAUGUGUCUUUUGGUUUCCCUUUCCCUGACGCUAUGGUGGCAAAUUAUGGUUGGAAUAUUUUAAUACUAAUGCUAUUAAUAAUAAAUUUUACACUUUUGUCGGUCUUCAGCUUGAAAGUGGUUUAAAGGUCAAAGAUGUGAUUUUUUUUUGUUACUGGGACUCGUUUGUAGUUAAUACUAUGACUAAAACAAAGUUAGUUUGUCACACAGCCAGUUUCUUUCACUGAUAGACUUGUGCCCCUGCAUCAAAAGUUAUAACUCUUCUUGAAAUCUGAUGAACAAGGCUUCUUUCUUAAACUGCUCCACUUGAGGGACAGAGAGGCUUGCCCUUUCCAAAUGCAUCAAGGGCUGGCUGUUGGCCUCCUCCCUACUUAACCAUCCCCCUCUCCCUUCCCUACCACUCCACCUUCCCCACUCUCACAUAUCUGUCCCGGGGUUGAGGGGGGAGGCAGCCAGUAUAAUACCUACAAGUGAGGUUGAUGGAAAAGCGACUGUCCAGCACAACAAUGGUGAUAGCCAGAAAGCCAUAGCCCAGCCUGGUCAUGUGACUUUGAGCAGACUCAAACUACAACUCUUCCCCUCUUAGGGCAGGAAAAUUCCCUUUCUUUCUAGAAACACAUCAGCCAAACAACAAUUAAAUAAAUAAAUAAAUAAAUAAAUAAAUAAAUAAAUAAAUAAUAACCAGCCCUGUGGGCAGUUCCUACAUUCUAUUUUUAUGUGGAAUAUCGUGCCUUAUUAUAAAUGAAUUUGAAAACUGUUCUCCAACUCAGAAGGGUUUUGGGCUAUUACAUAUUCAAGCUUGGUAUGAUAUUAGAAAAAAUAACUGCCUUAUAUUGCACCUUAAAAAGAUCAAGACCCUAUCACUUGAGUAAGAAAAUAGGGGUGGCCUAACUACAACAUUAUAGCAUACGUCUAAGAUGAUAAAAACCCUGAAGAAAUGUGCAAACACAAUUCAGAGGUAAAAAUAAGAUUUUAAGAUUAUAUGGUCUGUCCACAGAAAUAGCUACUAACUGUCUGAUGAGCUAAGAUCAAAGUAGCUUCAACAGCAUGCCCUACUGUGAAGUUUUUUUGUAAAAACCUACUUUUUUGUGACACGCCUGCAUUCUCAGCGAAUAUGGCAUUUAGUAUUUCUUUUCAACACAAACCUAAUCUUCAUGAGCCAAAGUUGCAUUUUGACUUCCAACUAGGGCGGCGUUAGAGGGAAUCACACAGUCAAAGUCAAGGGUUUCUGUUAUGUAUUAGUAAAGUAUAGAUUAUUGGGGCCUACAUAAUUUAAAGAAAUGUAAAUUAAUAUUAAAAGCUUGUAAAAAUGUACAUCUUUACUAUUUCUCAAUAAAUACCUUUGCAACUGUA
Rattus norvegicus (Norway rat) is the source of this 6374-nucleotide messenger RNA. The record is from RefSeq and is a predicted model, not a curated record. Lineage: Eukaryota; Metazoa; Chordata; Mammalia; Rodentia; Muridae.